AGAUAGUUAGAAAUCACUCGCCAUUGACCCUCCUGAGCGCUGGCAUCAGCUCCUUGGAGAGGAGAAGCAGCGGGGGCAGCGGCCAGACACGCAGAGGGCACAUUUGCUCCAUGACGGAGCAGCCUGGCUGCCACAGGACGGAGCCGGGGCACUCACGGAGCACGCAGACGGAGCUCCCACUGCAGGGAGCCGGGAACCGGCCGGCGGAGAGCACCAGGAGGAUGUCCCCGGGGUCCCCACUCCGCUGAGGGCGCGAUGGGAGCCCCCUGACCGGCGGGGCUGAAAAUACAUGGUGCAAAGGUGGAAAGAAGCUUAACCAAGGUGCUGGUGCAGACUUGUGUGCGGUGGGAAGACUGCAGCCAGUGGAGGUGCAGAGCCUCUGGAAUCGCUGCCCAGGAUCCCGCACAGCUGCUGAAGCUUCAGUUCACAUUUGUCUUCGGACAGCGUUUCAGAAGCGGAAAUUCUUACCUGCAGCGAUAAGGGAACUGCAUGGAGGAAACGCAAAGAACAGUGAGAUAACUUGCAGGAGCUGGGAAAGUCACGCUGGUAACGUGCCCGAGGAGCGAUUACUUGCCUGCAUCCAGGAGCAGAUCUUCCAGCAUCGCCCUGCGUGUAGCUCCUUCGGCUUCGCGUACCACUCAUAAAUAAUCGUCCUAGCACGGCGUGGUGUGAGCUUUCUGACCGCUGCCGCACUCCCAGGGCCACCGCAUGAGCACGGCCUCGGCGGGCGAUGGCCUCGCAGCCCAGGCUGGCCCGCGUCCUGCUGCUCGGCCUCGUGGCUGGCUGGCUGAGGGCCGUGCAGCCCCGGGACUUCACGGUGAAGGACAUCGUCUACCUCCACCCCUCCACCACGCCAUUUCCUCAUGGAUUUAAAUGCUUCACCUGUGAAAAGGCAGCAGAUAAUUACGAAUGCAACCGCUGGGCUCCGGAUGUCUACUGUCCAAGAGGUACAAGGUACUGCUUUAGCCAACACAUGAUGAAAGUUACUGGGGAAAGCGUAUCCGUCACCAAGCGCUGUGUGCCACUGGAGGACUGUCUGUCUACUGGAUGCACAUAUGUAAAGCACGAGGAAUACAAGGUAUGCACUUCCUGCUGCGAAGGCAGCAUCUGCAAUUUGCCACUCCCAAGGAACACAACAGACGCCGUGUUCACGACCCUGUCCCCGCUCAGCAGCACAAAAGGACUUUCCUGUCCCGUAACGCUGACAGCCGCCUGCCUCCUGUUGGGGUUCCUCUUGUAGCAUCGCCUUGUGCUGCUCCACGUGGCACACGGACACGAGGAUCCAGCCUCCUCACAUGUGCUUGGGACCUGCGUUUUGGAGCUGUCUUUGAAAAACUGACUUUUGUUAACAGUGAACUGGUGAUCCUGGUAUGUAGAUGAAUUUGAAGGGGGUUAAAAAACCAUGUUUCUUUACCGUUUUCUGAAGAAACUCAUGCAAAACGUGUCCAGAAUUAGGGCUUAGACUGAUGCAUACGCUUUUCUAAAUGUCUGUCUUUUCUCCAAGAAUUUUUUUUUAUUUAGAAGCACUCCAUCACUGCCACCUCCUGUUAUCACCACUUGCUCAGUUGAAACUUUCUUGUUUUCAUCAUUUGGCGCAGCAAUUGCUCCAGUUAGCCCGCUUUGAGAACGUGUGGUAAAUCGCAUAGAGCUGCUCUGCCUCUGCAGGCUUUACCUUCUUUCCUCCCCUCUCUUCUCCUCUCCUCCUGUCGGAGGGGGGACAAGCCAUGCGCUGCAAGGAGCAGGUUGGAAAGGAGCCAUGGCAGCUUGGGGCCAUCCAGCACCACACCACGUGGGUUCUUCCUCCGAGGCUGUCCACAGCCAGCAAGAAGCGGCACCCCACAACAGCCCACACUUCGCCACAUAGGUGGGUUGUAUUUGGGUGUCAAGGCAGAGGGACUCCAAAACUGGAGCUCCUGAAGCAGUGCUGGGAGGGAGGUGGGUGAACAAGCCCUGACCUCCAUGCGGGGGAGCUGGCAGCUCUGGCUUUGUGGUGCCAGCGUUGGGGCGUUUACACGUCUCCGCGCUCCGGCACGUGGUCCUGUGAGCUGUCACCUUGGUCCCGAUGCAUCAAAAGAGGCUUGAGCAGGACUCCAAGCAUGAAUAACCCUGCUGAGCCACACGCCAUGGGCACCUUGGUCCACAAACGACGGGGAGCGGCAGGUAAGCGAGGUGAGGCUGGCCUCUGCAUGGCUCCUGCUGUGGUGUCUCCCCAGUGAAUUAGUAUCGGUCGUUUCUUCACGACUUCAGAGUUAUGCAUGCAGCAUCACUGAGGUACCGGGAGCUUUAAGUUGAAAAGGUAAAAAUUAAGAGAGAGGAGUAGGCAACAGCAGUCUGGACAAGGGGACACACGGUUACUGCAUGAGAGAGGCUGGAUCCUGAACAGCUUGUCUCGUUUUGUUGACACACUGCCAUUGCAGAGUAUGGAAUACCACUGGCUGCAGCUUUGUGUUGGUGACCUGUGGUUCUGCUUUUGUUUGGACAUAGUGUAUGCAAUAUUUAUUUUUGUAUGUUGAGUAGGCUCUAAAGUGUUCAAACAGUACUUAACACAGUUAUUGCCAGGAAAGAAAAAAAAAAA
Messenger RNA from Cygnus atratus (black swan), 2575 nucleotides. RefSeq names its product LY6/PLAUR domain containing 6 (gene LYPD6). Lineage: Eukaryota; Metazoa; Chordata; Aves; Anseriformes; Anatidae. Gene Ontology annotation, biological process: positive regulation of canonical Wnt signaling pathway. The record is from RefSeq and is a predicted model, not a curated record. The transcript is spliced from 8 exons. Gene Ontology annotation, molecular function: acetylcholine receptor inhibitor activity. Bases 731 to 1240 code for a protein of 169 amino acids.